Molecule: messenger RNA, 1721 nt
Organism: Exophiala dermatitidis NIH/UT8656
Lineage: Eukaryota; Fungi; Ascomycota; Eurotiomycetes; Chaetothyriales; Herpotrichiellaceae
Exons: 1
Coding region: 158-517 (119 amino acids)
Biological process (GO): mitochondrial proton-transporting ATP synthase complex assembly
Cellular component (GO): mitochondrial matrix
Source: RefSeq, a predicted model, not a curated record
CUGCACCAACGCAACAGCCUGAGCUUUGCCCGUGACCCAAGUACCUACGACUAGUUCUGCGAUUGCAUUGCAUUGCUACCGCCCAGUCCAACAACUUGUAGCAUUCCACAGCAGGUUGUCCAUCAUUCAAACCAUUUUACUACGAUAAAUCCCCAACAUGUCAAGCACAACGACCCCAACCGUCCGCAGCCUCUACCGGCGCCUGUUGCGCGAACUCCCUCCUCUCCCCGUUCCACGCCACCGAGCACCCCGAACACCCAUCCACAACUCGAUCCGGAAACAUUUUAGCGAUCCUGCUCAGACUCAAACUCAAGCCGAGUCCGAGUUAGAGGCUGCCGCCCUGGCCAGACGGCAGGAAGUCGAACAGCUCGUGGCAUAUCUGCGCGCCCAGCGCAUGUACGGCACCCUGUUGCAACGGUAUAAUCCGGGCAUGGGCAUGGAUGAGGAAGAAAGAGUUCGGUUGACGGCGCGGAGGGUUGGGAUGGAGAUGCCGGUGGAGUGGAAGGCCAAGCAGUGAAAUUACCAGCAAGAGCAACCAAACUUGCAGCAAGCGUGAUUGUUUAUGUUUUUGAGGCUCGUGGAAGCGAAACCAUGACGAGAAACGGAAAACGGAAAACGAAUAGCAUGAGAAUAGAAUAGAACGGACGCCUGCCACCGUGGAAGCCAAAAGAUGGUAUUUUCACAAAAGGACGUGGGACAAGGCCAGAGUGCACGCAGUCGUGCCGUCCAUGGCUAAGAGGAGAACUGUGCCUGGCUUUCUUUCAAUUGCUGCAAUUUGACGGGCCGUCAUACAGAUCUAUGGGAGAAAAUGCUGGGGCAGGACUGGAUUCAUGGUAUCCUGAGAUGGAAGAAUGAGCAGAUUCACGUGGUGAACGUGACGUGACUGGAACGUUUCUUCUGCCUCUCUUGGAUGAGAGACGUGGGAAACCGACGAGGCCGCCAGGUACUUUUGGUUUAUUGCUCACGCCUUGUGUCGGCGUGUCGAACGGAAAGCAGGUUCCGGGCGAAGAUGAGCUGAGAUGAUGGAAACGGCCGAAUUUACAUUUCGAUACCAGUCUCCCAGAGGAUGUUCGAAAGCGACGACCGUUUUAUCAACCCAAAACCCUGUCGGAGUAGAGUGAACUGGACAGCUCUCCUUUUCUCUCUCCCCUCUGGGCUCCCUGCCAUGAAGAACGCAACCGACUACAGCCACGGACGAACACCCAAACGAGUCAAGUCACGCAGUGCCAAUGCUGUGCAUUAGGCACCUAUGGAUAGCCAUCUCCUUCAAAUCGAAGACAUAUGGUCGGUCUACGAUAAUACCUAUCUGCUUCGAACACCGUCUACACGCUGUGGCAAGCGACAUUCCUAAUGCUGUCAGAGAGUAUGUCUCUGGUCUCCAUCACCACAUUGAGAUCAAUCGGGUCCACGUUCCUUGCGCGACGGACGUGUCAGUUGGGCAUGCUCAAAAAGCAGUGCGGUCAGUUGGUGGGUCGGGCACCGAUGAUACAAGGGCUACGCUAGACCAAAGUCAUUCUGCUCCAAGGGUAUACCUAUCUAUAGGUAGUCUAGGCUAAAAAGAUAUUUGGUGUUUGGAUAAGAGUCGGGCAAGGUUCUGGUCCGUAGGUAUUUUACCAUUGUACCAAGGGAUGUCAUAGCAGCAAAAAAAUCAAAUUAUACACUGGCACUCGAUCAACCAUUGAGUCAAUUGCAGUGAUAAAUCAUUCGGUCAACAAACAACA